AUAGUGAACGCCAGAGGGCGCAGAAGUGCUGACUUCGCUUAUUUGCCGUUUUUCCUUCCUCCCGGCUGCCCGGAAGAAGCUCUCUUGCUUUAUGGUGAAGAGUGGUCAACUGUGUGCAGUUGCCAGUCAUUUGAGAGCUGUCAUUGUAAAGAUUCCAUAAACUUGCCAGGUCACUUUUCUGUUACUGGCCAUCUCAGGGAUUUGAUAGCUGAAUAAAGGCCUGGUACCAUCAUGCCAGACCGAGAUAAUACCUAUCUAAACAACAGCAGCAGUAAUGAUGAAACUGGCACUAGCACCACAGAUGACAUAUGUAGAGAUUUCCUACGCAAUGUUUGCAAGCGUGGAAAACGGUGUCGUUUCAGACAUCCAGACUUCAAUGAGGUGCCAGAUAUAGGUGUGCAGAAAAAUGAGUUCAUCUUUUGCCAUGACUAUCAAAACAAAGAGUGUGUUCGUGCCAACUGCAGGUUUGUCCAUGGCACUAAAGAAGAUGAGGAUUACUACAAAAAGACAGGGGAGCUGCCUCUGAGACUCCGCGGCAAGGUGGCUGCUGGUCUAGGACUUUCACCCGCAGAUUUACCCCUCAGUCGAGGGGAGGUGCCUAUUUGUCGAGACUUUUUGAAAGGAGAGUGCCAACGUGGGAAUAAAUGCAAGUUCCGGCAUUUAAAAAAGGAUUUUGACUAUGAAGUAAUGCGAAAUGCUGUUCCUGGUUUAGGUGUGGUGGGGAAUGUUGCAUUAACAGACCGCACCCCUCGAGACCAGCCUGGUGUUCCUGGCGUUUCUGGAGUUGUUGGUGUCCGACGUUUUGAUCGGGGCAUUCCUUAUGAACCUAUGAUGGAGGGUGUGUAUGAAGCAGGAUAUGAAGAUUUUGACUCAGGGUUACAAAUGAAGAGGCGUCGCAUGGAUGGUAUGCGUUUUGGAGAGGGCUUUGAUUAUGGGAUUCAGGCGUCCCCACGUCCCGUAGACUAUCGGAUGUUAGAAGAGGAGAAUGCUCUGCUGCGGAAGAGGGUGGAAGACCUUAAAAAACAGGUCUCCAAUCUGAUCGCCACCAAUGAGGUCCUGCUUGAGCAGAAUGCACAGUUCCGAAGCCAGGCCAAAGUUAUGACUCUUUCUUCCACACCUGCCCCUUCAGAGCAGACGCUGCCCACUGCUGUAGGUACAGUAAACACAUACAACCACGGCAUUGCACAGACGCAUACCACACUUAGCAGCCAAGCCCUCCAGCCCAGACCAGUAAGCCAGCAGGAUCUAGUGGCUCCAGCAGGGGCCCAGGCUGCUCCUCCCACUAAUGCUGCCCCACCCAGUGCCCCACCCCCACACUUAAAUCCUGAGAUUACUCCACUGUCGGCUGCCUUGGCUCAAACCAUUGCACAAGGCAUGGCACCACCUGUGUCAAUGGCUCCAGUUGCUGUUUCUGUGGCUCCUGUGGCAGUGUCUAUGGCCCAGCCUCUCCCAGGGAUUACCAUGAGCCAUGCGACCACUCCAAUGGUCUCAUACCCAAUUGCCUCCCAGAGCAUGCGAAUUACUCCAAUGCCUCACUGACCUUUUAUUCUCAGAUUAUGAGUUGCAGCCAUAGUGAGCAAGACUCGGGGAUGGGGAUAGGUUUACCUAGGAAUAUUUUACAGUUUAGUUUGUGGCUCAUGAAAAACAAAAGCAGAAUUCCAGGGUUUACAAAUAGCAGGAGGCAGCAAGAUCUAUAAAGGGCACAAAGAUGCACUGACUAAGCACACCACAUUUUGUGGCAGUCAUGUCCCAGCAGUGAAAUAAGCAGCAGGACUGAACACUUAAAGGCGUUGGCUGUACUUCAGUAAGCCACAAAUGACUGGUGUCCGACUUUGUGGCUGUAAUAGAGCUCAGUGUAAGAGGUGGAGGCAUCAGACCAAAGGUCAUCUACCAUCAGGAUGUAGGGCUUCAGUGAUAGACUCGGUAAACCUAGGGGGCAAUGCCAGUUAGGAAUAGUGAGGAGCUGCUGGCUGAGUCAUAUCUAAAUUAUAUCCCAAGAAGUUCUGAACUCGACAAAACCUGGAGUGAAAAGAGGUUAACACCGUGGUUAAAUGGUCUUGUUUAACUCGAGAUAAAGCACUCUGGAGUUUCACAGAUGCCUCGAAUUGGAGCCUUUUAACUAAGAGGGAUUGCCUGCUGGCAGAGUAGCAUGCAGGCUGGCCCUUCAGCUCUUGCCUAUUGACAUUUCCUACUUGCGCUCCAUGCUCUUUUACUGCAAGCUGCUUCCAUUCAUCAGGAUCCCUUCCCCUCAGAACUUUCUUGCUAUUCAUCACCGAUAUUCUGUUGGCAAUGAGAUGAUCGCACUGCUACCUGUGCUGCAGGACUUUUGUUUUAAACCUUCUCACCAACAGGAUUACGGUGGUGGGACUGAUUACAGUUAAAACAUACUGAUCUUGGAAUUUUGUAAUUUAUUUUUGUUAGAUAUUUUUAGUGAGUCUGACUCUUGAACUGAGCACACAUUGCAAGCAUCGAGGAAACCGCCUGAAAGGACUUAAGUGACGAGAGGGUUAAGAUGGGGGUAGAAGGUGGGUGCAGUGAUGUGUGGUUCUUGUCUUUCUUUUUGUAAAUAGUAAAACGCUUUUUAUUCUGGUUGUCUGUCUACUUUUAUGUGUGGUUGUACUCCAUACUAAAAUGUCUGGAAGGUAUGCUGACAAGUGUCAAAUGGAAAUUAAUACAAUGGUGGAUUACAUUGGAGCAGGUAGAGCAAUUUAUUAGAGACUGUAUGUGUCAGUUAUAGUUUGGAUUUGUUUUGUCUUUUUUUACCUGUUAAACUCAAAUUCAUUUAAUGUAUUCAUUAUUUUAAUUAUUCUGCAUAUAUGCUCCAGUAAUUAAAGUGCAGUGUAAUACAAGUUUUUUUUUUUUUUGGAAUUUAAUUACAAAAAUUCUGACUAUGUGUAGCAUUGAACUCAUCCAAGUAUUCUUCAGCUAGGCAGUGUUUGGUAAAAGUAGUACUGGGUGUUUUAUAAUCCAUGGUAAAAAGUUAUAAUCCAUUUUGGAAAACACAAAUUGUGGGGGGGGGGGGGGAGUAACAUGAGAGAAUGGAGAUAUCAACUUGUUAUAAAAUGAAUUUAAAAUAAAAGGGAAGUCCUUAAACCAAAAGAUUCUUAGAAAUCUUUGUGAAAGCCACCAUUGUAAUCCUACAUAACAUAACUUUUUUCUUUAAAUAAAUUAGUUUUUAAUCAAA
This is a messenger RNA of Erpetoichthys calabaricus (reedfish), 3184 nucleotides long. RefSeq names its product zinc finger CCCH-type containing 10 (gene zc3h10). The transcript has 3 exons. The coding region runs from base 232 to 1539 and encodes 435 amino acids. NCBI's taxonomy places the organism in Eukaryota, Metazoa, Chordata, Cladistia, Polypteriformes, Polypteridae. The record is from RefSeq and is a predicted model, not a curated record. Gene Ontology annotation, molecular function: metal ion binding.